Uloborus diversus is the source of this 2186-nucleotide messenger RNA. Its product is annotated as major heat shock 70 kDa protein Ba-like. The record is from RefSeq and is a predicted model, not a curated record. Gene Ontology annotation, cellular component: cytoplasm. Gene Ontology annotation, biological process: protein refolding; cellular response to unfolded protein. NCBI's taxonomy places the organism in Eukaryota, Metazoa, Arthropoda, Arachnida, Araneae, Uloboridae. The coding region runs from base 130 to 2049 and encodes 639 amino acids. Gene Ontology annotation, molecular function: ATP-dependent protein folding chaperone; ATP hydrolysis activity; heat shock protein binding. The transcript has a single exon.
UUUGUUCAUAGUGUGGCUAUCGAGCAAUUAUUUGCGAUUAUCUCUUCUCUCGCUAUUUGAGUGACGUUUGAUCAUUGGAUUCGAGUUUGUUUUCAACUAUUGAGCUUGUGUGUUGAACUGUUAACAAAAAUGCCAUCCGGUAAAGCUCCUGCAAUUGGAAUCGAUUUAGGAACGACUUAUUCCUGUGUCGGCGUUUUUCAGCAUGGGAACGUCGAGAUCAUAGCUAACGAUCAAGGCAAUCGCACAACGCCGAGUUAUGUUGCUUUUACGGACACUGAAAGACUUAUUGGUGAUGCUGCUAAAUCUCAAGUUGCUUUGAAUCCUGAGAAUACAAUCUUCGAUGCAAAAAGACUGAUUGGGAGAAAGUAUGAUGAUCCCAAAAUCCAGCAAGAUAUGAAAAAUUGGCCUUUCAAAGUUGUCAGCGAAAGUGGUAAACCAAAGAUUUGUGCACAGCUUAAAGGUGAAAUGAAACGCUUCAACCCAGAGGAGAUAAGUGCUAUGGUUUUGACAAAAAUGAAAGAAACUGCAGAAAUGUAUUUGGGACAAAAAGUGACUGAUGCCGUCAUUACUGUUCCUGCAUAUUUUAAUGACUCUCAAAGGCAAGCUACCAAAGAUGCUGGAAAAAUUGCUGGACUCAAUGUGCUGAGAAUAAUAAAUGAGCCAACUGCUGCUGCUUUGGCAUAUGGAUUGGACAAAAAUCUCAAAGGUGAGAAAAAUGUUCUAAUCUUUGAUUUGGGAGGAGGAACAUUUGAUGUUUCAAUAUUGACCAUUGAUGAAGGUUCCUUGUUCGAAGUGAGAUCUACUGCUGGUGAUACCCAUCUUGGAGGAGAAGAUUUUGAUAACAGAAUGGUUGCUCACUUCAUUGAAGAAUUUAAACGCAAAAAUAGGAAAGAUUUAAGAUCAAAUCCUCGUGCACUAAGAAGGUUACGCACUGCUUGUGAGAGAGCCAAGAGAACACUUUCCAGCAGCUCUGAAGCAAGCAUCGAAAUCGAUGCACUAUUUGAGGGUAUAGACUUUUAUUCUAAGAUCAGUAGAGCAAGAUUCGAAGAGCUCUGCAUGGACUUGUUUCGAUCGACUCUAGACCCUGUGGAACGCGCUUUGAAGGAUGCCAAGAUGGACAAAAGCAGCAUUCAUGAUGUUGUACUAGUUGGUGGUUCCACUCGAAUACCCAAAAUCCAAAAACUCUUGAAAGACUUCUUCCAUGGCAAAGAACUGUGCAUGUCCAUUAAUCCUGAUGAAGCCGUAGCUUAUGGUGCUGCUGUGCAAGCAGCAGUCCUUACCGGCAGCAAUGACGAGAAGAUUAGAGAUGUUCUGCUCGUUGAUGUGGCUCCUCUCUCUCUAGGCAUUGAAACCGCCGGAGGUGUGAUGACAAAGAUCAUUGAAAGAAAUUCACGUAUUCCUUGCAAAACAUCCCAGACUUUUACAACUUACUCUGACAAUCAGCCUGGCGUCGACAUCCAAGUAUAUGAAGGUGAAAGGGCGAUGACAAAGGACAAUCAUUUGCUUGGGAGAUUCCAACUGUCUGGCAUUCCACCUGCUCCCAGAGGCGUUCCCCAGAUCGAAGUGACUUUCGACUUGGAUGCCAACGGUAUUCUCCAAGUAUCUGCUCUGGAGAAGAGUUCCGGCAAAUCCCAGAGCAUUCGCAUUACUAACGACAAAGGCCGUCUGUCCAAAGAAGACAUUGAAAGGAUGUUAAAUGAAGCGAAGCAGUAUGAGAAAGAAGAUGCUGAGCAAAGAGAGAGAGUCGCUUCUAGGAAUUCACUCGAAAGCUACGUGUAUUCUGUGAAACAGGCUGUGGAAUCUGCUCCCGAGGAUAAACUCUCCUCAUCAGAAAAGAACAAAGUGAAACAAACGUGCGAUUCGGUAAUACAGUGGCUGGAUAAUAAUACGCUGGCAGAAAAAGACGAAAUUGAACACAAGAUGAAAGAAGUUCAGUCUGAAUUGUCACCAGUUAUGACAAAGAUGCACCAGAGUGCAAAUAACUUUGGUUCUAAUUCGGGAUCAGCUGCUACUGCAGGCAAUGGACCAACUGUUGAAGAAGUAGAUUAGGACUCUUGCAUGAACUGUGAGUUUUAUUAAGACUGUGAUAAUUUUCAUUUCUCUCUGUACAUAUAUUUAUAUUCCUCAUGAAGUUUAUUUUGCAAUUAGUUUGAUAUAUCAACAAUGUUUUUAUUCAUGAUGCCAAA